AGGGAUUAGAGGACACACACGCACACACACAUACACGCGCACACAAACACACACGCACACACACACGCACACACACACUCCGUCACGCGUUCAUCUGGUCUAACUAACGGGAAACGUUCGAUUCCGGGUUGUGGUUCACGGUGGUUCACCGGUCGAUCAGCGGGAGCGACGGGAAUGUCUCCCCCGAAGAAGAGCAGCUCCGCUGGGUGUUGAGCAUGAGACGACCUGAAGAUAAGUACUGCCGCCACUACUUCUACUACUACCACUACUACCAGUACUACCGCAACUACUGCAGUAGUACUGCAUACGACAGGAAGAGGCCGGGGUGUGAGGCCGCCCGGUGACAUCAGUUCUCCCCGGCAGAGGAAGCAGGAGACGGGGGAGAAGAUGAGAGGCAGAGGGGGGCUGCUGGAGGUCUGUGUACUACUACUGCUGCUAGGAGAGAGUACAGAAUCUCCGCAGACCCAACACCUCCUCUCCUAUCAGCUGACGGUCCCUCGACCAAUAGGAGGCAGGCUGAGGCGGGAUGUGGACGGCAGACUGCCCAGUCAGGUGUCGUACGUCGUCAGUGUGGAUGGAAACGAUCACGUUGUUCAUCUGGAGAGAAACGAACUUCUGCUUCCUGCAGACUUCACUGUGUUCUCCUACAGUCGGAACGGAUCAGUGAUCACCACCAGACCACCUGUACAGAACCACUGUCACUACCGGGGCUUCGUUCAGAACAUGGAGGGUUCAUCUGUCGCUAUGAGCAUCUGCAACGGCCUCAG
Paralichthys olivaceus (Japanese flounder) is the source of this 767-nucleotide messenger RNA. Lineage: Eukaryota; Metazoa; Chordata; Actinopteri; Pleuronectiformes; Paralichthyidae. The record is from RefSeq and is a predicted model, not a curated record.